Molecule: messenger RNA, 1123 nt
Organism: Acanthochromis polyacanthus (spiny chromis)
Lineage: Eukaryota; Metazoa; Chordata; Actinopteri; Pomacentridae
Product: collagen alpha-2(I) chain-like
Exons: 14
Coding region: 1-1059 (352 amino acids)
Source: RefSeq, a predicted model, not a curated record
AUGGGAAAAUCUGGAGAACGAGGACCUGAAGGAGAACCUGGUAUUAAGGGGUUUCAAGGUGAUUUGGGUAGCAGAGGACAGGACGGCAAUCCUGGAUCACCGGGAACGGUUGGUGAAAAUGGAAUAAAUGGAGAUUCUGGACCUCUAGGACCUAAAGGACUUCCUGGGAAAACAGGAUCUAGUGGUUUCCAAGGUCCUGUAGGGAAGAAUGGAGAACCUGGCAGCAGAGGGAUGAAUGGAACACCGGGAAAACCAGGAGAGAAAGGGGUUGAAGGUAAUAAAGGCGCCAGUGGACCUGCAGGCAGUGAAGGACUAAAGGGUAAGAGAGGAGAGGAAGGACCAAGAGGAAAAGAAGGACCCUCUGGUGAGAUGGGGAUGACUGGACCACAGGGAUACAGAGGACCUCCAGGUAUCCAGGGUAAAAUAGGACCAUGGGGGGACGUUGGACCUCGAGGUCUUCCAGGUGAUCCGGGGCCACGGGGACCAGUGGGCCCUCCUGGAGUUCCAGGUUACCCUGGUAAAGACGGAACUCAAGGACCAAAUGGAUCAGCUGGUGUUAAAGGAGAGAAGGGAUCCAGAGGAGCUUCAGGGCAGCAGGGAGUCGCUGGUCUCGAUGGUGAGGAGGGUCCAGCUGGACUGAAGGGAGCUGAAGGAGCAGUCGGUCAAAAAGGAAAACCUGGCGAUAAAGGAAAACCUGGAUCUGCUGGAUUUAAAGGACCAAAAGGAGCUGAAGGUGAACGAGGAAACCGAGGACCACGAGGACCAGCCGGAGCACCAGGAAAACACGGUUACAGAGGUUCACCAGGAGACAGAGGAAAACAAGGAGUCCCAGGACUAAAGGUCUGUCAGUCACCCAGAAACAGAAGCCAUGAUGAAGGACUGAACCUGACAGUGUGUGUGAUGGUGAUGAAUCCACAGGGUGAGCUCGGUACCAGGGGCCCAUCAGGACCGUUUGGACCGUUUGGAACUGGAGGAAACACCGGAGCAGCAGGAGGCAAAGGACAGAAGGGGCUCGGUGGACAGACUGUCAGUAACACAGUGGGGCUAUCUGGUUAUUAAUGCCGCCAAAUAUGUCCGUUCUUACAUCAUUUUAAAAGCACACACCCUCUGUCAAAAGUUUUGA